AUGGCAACAACCAUGGCAAUCCUUCCCUCAACAGUUCCCAGCCAAACGAAGCGCAAACAGCCACCCGAUGGCACGACUACGAUCUCUUCCACAGACGAUGCUACCAAGAACAAGAAGCAGCGGACGGGGCCAAGCAAUUCCCAAAUCCCUUCCAGACUGCCGCUAGAGCCUCACGAGGCCAUCCUGACCGAGCUGCGCCCACGGUACGACGUCGCUACCUUCUCAGUCAUAUCGUCGACCAGCAUGUCCAAGCGGAUCGACCAGAUCCUCAAUCACCUCGGCCGGUUCCACCCCUCAGACAUGGCCGUCCUGCCUGGUGCCGCGCUGCUGCAUGCCCGCUCCAGGGACGCCGCCAAAAUGGUAUCCUUGACCGAGCUGGUGCGUCGCCGGAUUCACGAGGAGGGCCAGAAGUGGUUCCAGUACAACAGGCUGUACGAGGUCGAUGUCGAAGCUUCCCACGAAAGCACCAUUAUCGAGGAGACGGUGCUCCAUGGAGUGUCUGACGACCUAGAUGAGGAUGGAUUCGAGGUCGCGGCUACAGAGCGGGCGGCAAAUACCCCGAAUGUCUUUGAGAGAGCAGUCAUGGGUCGGCCCAAGACUGAGCAUGCACUAUAUAUGAGUGUUUUCUUGUCAAGAGUGCCAAUCCCGGAGCUGAGGGCAAAACCUUUCAUCACAGAGCAGACGAACUCUGACAUAAUUAAUCAGCAACAAAAGCGAAAUUUUGGCUAG
This is a messenger RNA of Pyricularia pennisetigena, 729 nucleotides long. RefSeq lists its product as uncharacterized. The record is from RefSeq and is a predicted model, not a curated record. The coding region runs from base 1 to 729 and encodes 242 amino acids. The transcript has a single exon. Lineage: Eukaryota; Fungi; Ascomycota; Sordariomycetes; Magnaporthales; Pyriculariaceae.